Messenger RNA from Drosophila montana, 1119 nucleotides. It is a transcript of the gene Cpr31A, whose product is annotated as Cuticular protein 31A. The transcript has 2 exons. The record is from RefSeq and is a predicted model, not a curated record. Gene Ontology annotation, cellular component: extracellular matrix. Bases 1 to 1047 code for a protein of 348 amino acids. NCBI's taxonomy places the organism in Eukaryota, Metazoa, Arthropoda, Insecta, Diptera, Drosophilidae.
AUGGCAAGCAAACUUUUGUCUUCUUCUUUUCAUCAUCAGUUUUUGACUGCUCUGUCGCUUUUGGCUUUGACCGGCUGCUGCUUGGGUGGCUUUGCAGCCACCUACUCCGGCUUCCAUCCUGCGUAUGCCACCUACCAGGCAGCUCCUACCGUUUACCAUGCUGCGCCUGCCGCUUUCUACCAGCAGGCCGUAGCGCCGGUUUAUACCAAGUCCUAUGCUGUGCCCACGCCCUUCGUUAAGGCCGUUGCUCCCGUUGUGAGAACGUAUGCUGCGGCUCCUGCGGCUGUGCCUGCUGUUGCACCCGUUGUGAAAACCAUUGCUGCUGCGCCCUUGGCUCCGGUCGUCAAGCAAGUGGAACUGGAGUCGGCUCCCCGCUACGAUUUCUCGUAUGGUGUGCAUGAUUCCCUCACCGGCGACAUUAAGAGCCAAGUGGAGAGCCGGGACGGCGGCAAUGUGGUUGGCUCCUACAGCGUCCUUGAUGCCGAUGGCUAUAAGCGUACGGUAACCUACACGGCCGAUGACAUCAACGGCUUCAACGCGGUGGUGCAGCGUGAGCCUGUGGUGGCUGCCCGUACUGCCGUUGUGGCACCUGUUGCUCCAGUUCCUGUUGUGUCCUCGGCUGCUGUUCCUGCACCCAGUGUUCUGCCCGCACCCAUAUACUACCCACAAGCACAACAGCAGCUGUUCCAUCCACAGCAGCUGUUCCAGCCACAGCAGCAGCUGUUCCAGCCACAGCAGCAGCUGUUCCAGCCACAACAGCAGGGUAGUGCCGAACAGGAAAGCGAAGUUGUGGAAGCACUACGUCAGCCCGAUCAGGAGCCAGCACCCGUUGAUUACUCUGAUGCCCAACAACAGCAGCAGCAGGUUUAUCCACAGGAUCAGCAGUUCCCACCUUACCCAUCCGCUUCACCAGCCCCUGUCGCCACGUCCGAUGAUUCGGAUUCCGAUGUGGUGGAGGCGCGUUCCGCCCAGGAGUCAAGCAGCACCACCGCUGCCCCAGCUGCCGUUAACGAACAGGACAAAGAGCAGGACAACAAGUCUGCUUAGAUUGUGAUCCAUCAUUAAGCACCUGAAUAUUCCAUAUAUUUUGUUGAGAUUAAAGCCGUGUAUACAAUUGUA